GCCUAGCUUUUUGAAGCUGUCGCACUUAACACAAAUUCACUCUCACAUUUACAAAAAUAUCAAGAAAUUAUAUUUUCUUUUCACUCAAAUACGCAGCCACGAGUAAACUGCUGGGAAUCCAGGUGCGUUCAGGAUUUUCUUCGUGGUUUCAGUAAACAUCAUCAUUUUUGACUGCUAGAAUGGCCUUUGUAGCGCGUCGGAGCAGCGAUGGCUCGGUGGUGGAUCGCCAGCAGAUCUCGGGAAGGCGCUCUCUGCGUCCGUUGACCUUGUCGGACGUCAGUGACUCGGAGGACUCGGAGUCGGUGCUGGGCUACACGGAUCGCACCUUCGGAGCUCCCACCGUAAGGUUCGUGGGCCAGGGCGACGGGGAGAGCGACGUCGAUGGCGGGGCGGAGCCCCAACCGGAAACCAAGCCUGUGGAUACGUAUACUGAGCCGGAUGUGGAUGUGGAUGAAGAUGUGGAUAAGGAUGUAGACAUUCGAGUGGGGGACCCUUUGGAAGACUCGGCAAGCGAAACGAACUCGAUCCUGAGCUUCUGCAACCAACUGGACGAGGAGGAGGCGAAGGACGCCUUGCGAGAAGGCCUGGUGAGCUACGGGAACGCGGAGGACUCUGAGGAGCCUGAGGAAGGACCCGAGAACCAGAUGGAGCCAGAUCAAAUGAGCUUGCUGGGAAAGGCGGACGACGCGGCCGCCACGGACACCGAGACCGUGAUGAACCUCGAGCAUGACGGGCAGAGCCUCAGCUCCUUCGACAGCUACACGCCUACGGUAACACAGCGCGCCGAGGAGCUGGACAACUUGGACACUCUCAGCGGAAGGACCUUCUUCAAGCCGGACAGCCAGUACAGCCAGGACAACGUCAGCGGGAAGACCUUCUUCAAGCAGGAGGGACAGGACAGACAGGUCAAGCAGGAGAGGCAGGACAGGGAUGAGCAGGAGCAGGGCCAGAUGUCCAGUCGCACCUACGACCUGAGCAGCCGCGGCAGCAAGCGGAGCACCAAGGGGAGCAGCAAGCGGGGGAGCAGCCGCCUCCACGACGGCUCCUCGGUGUCCACCUGCAGCUGGACGGAGAUGUACGGCAGAGCCCUCGAACCGGCGGACGUGCCCUCGCUGAGCCUGGCCAGCGCCAACUCGGAGGCGUCCACCUACUACAAGAGCCUGGAGGAGACCAAGGAGCGCCAGGGGCAGGCGGCCUACGAGGAGUGGAAGGCGCGCAAGGCGGCCCAGAAGCAGCGCAGUCUGCUGGCCGCCAAGCAGGAGCGGGAGAAGCAGGAGGCCGAGGCGGCUCUGCGCCAUCAGCUCUCGCAGGAGCGUUUCCAGGAGUGGUGCCGCCGCAAGGAGCAGCAGCAGCAGCAACAGCAGCUCAUUCGCAAGAAGGCCUCCAGCAGGGCAAGUCCUUCGGGCUCGGGCCACUCCUCGGUCUCGGGAUCGGUUUCCGGACUGGGUACCGGCUCUGGACCCGCUGGAUCCGCUGCCCGCUGCGGUCCGGCGAGGACGGUGCCGCCCGAGGUGACCAAGAAGCGGCUCAAGGAGUGGGAGCGGGUCAAGAGGGAGCAGCAGCAGAGCGAGCGGGAGCGCCUGCAGAAGCUGGAGGCCAAUAAGCGGAAGCUCGAGGCGGAGCGCAAGCAGCGCUCGCAGGGCGCCUGGAAGAACUGGAUGAAGCAGGUGGACAAGCGGGCCAAGCCGGUGCCCCUCAACCAGGGCUUCGACACCCUGCGCGGCACCAUCUCGAACAUCUACAUCAACCCGGUGCAGUGGGUGUCCAACAUCGAUCCGCAGGACUCCGGGCGCAGUCGUUGAUGUUCUCGUGUUACUUAGUCCAUCGCCCUUCAGCCCAAAACGCAAUCUUGGCCAGCUUGACCAGGGCGACUGGUUUGGGGGUCGGCUUCGGGAUCGGAUCGCCGGUUUGCUGGGCCAGCACAAGAAGUACUUAAAAGUAUUGGCAAACCUGUUGUUUUUGGACUGUGGCGGUGGAACGUACUUUGUUUUAGCUUUGCAAGUUAACCAAUAAACCACAAAAAAAUAUUACCACUGAAAA
Messenger RNA from Drosophila ficusphila, 2040 nucleotides. Its product is annotated as stress response protein NST1. The record is from RefSeq and is a predicted model, not a curated record. Bases 180 to 1802 code for a protein of 540 amino acids. The transcript is spliced from 2 exons. NCBI's taxonomy places the organism in Eukaryota, Metazoa, Arthropoda, Insecta, Diptera, Drosophilidae.